Molecule: messenger RNA, 3362 nt
Organism: Hypoxylon trugodes
Lineage: Eukaryota; Fungi; Ascomycota; Sordariomycetes; Xylariales; Hypoxylaceae
Product: ankyrin
Exons: 5
Coding region: 216-2774 (852 amino acids)
Cellular component (GO): nucleus; cytoplasm
Molecular function (GO): protein binding
Source: RefSeq, a predicted model, not a curated record
GUCUAAGCCACCUAAACUGCCCAAUCCUUCCUAAGCAGAAAGGCAUACAGGACAAUUGCUGCGCCCAGAUUCGAGCGUCGAGCUGCCUCCAUGUCGUGUAUCACUAUUGGCUAGCAUUUGGUGCCCAUGUACGCCAUAAAUUAUUCAUCAACAUUUGGCCCCCUACGAAUUGUCUUUCUCUUUUUCAUCUUGACUUAUGUUUAGAGGCACCCAAAAUGGAGGUCAUUUCGGCGGUCGCCAGCUUCAUCGCGAUUGGCCAAGUGCUUGCCGCUACUCCCAAAGCCAUCGAUGUAGUGAGGUCUGUGGUCGAGGUUAAGCAGGAAAUGCUUCAGCGGCUAAAUGAGGUGGAAUUAUUAGGUGCUAUGGGAGCAGUUGUUAGAGAGAUAAUUCAACAUUUAUCGAAUGACAAUGAUCUAACAGCCGGAUUCUCAAUACACUUACUCAAUGUGCUGCGAAGCACUGAGGCUGACCUGGCGUCGGUUACGUCGCAGCUGAAAACGCUCAUACUUGGCUGCCAGGCAGGAAGAAAACCGAAUGGCGAGAUCAAAGUAGACAGAUUGAAAUGGUUCCGAUAUAGAACGAGAAUCGCUUCUCUUAGCGAAAGAGCGAGGAGAUACCUUGAGGCUCUACACCAAGUUAUCAGCUGCACAUCAUUCUUCGCCAUAGCGUCUAAUAGAAUGAUACUCGCGGGUAUUCACAGGAAUCAGACACAUUUAGCUGUUCCCCCUCCGCUCCAAAUAAAGUCUAUCGACCAGAAUCAUGUUAUGGAUGAAGCUGUAUCUCAUCUUUCUGAGGUUGAUAGCGAAGGAACGACACAGGGCGAUGCUAUAAUUGAAAUCGACUCUGAUACCGAAUCAAUACCCGACGAUACCUACAAACCGAGCACAUCGGUUGUAGUGGGACAUUCAUCAGUUGUGUCUCGCAAUGGAGGGGUUAUGGAGAGCCAGGAAUCUUUACUACAAAUUACAGCUGCGAUGCGAGGAGUUUGCGCUCGGAAUUGUCCGUGUCGAUGUCACUUAUCUUCCAACAGAAGUCGAGCGGAUCCUGCUACAUCGUCUGUAUACGGUUGGUUGAAGCAAGCUUAUAACAGCAUUUCGCAGUUCAACGCGCCGAGUUGCAACGUAUUCACAUGCCGCCGAACGAAUGACCCAGUUUAUUUCAACCUUCGGUUUCCGCUUCUAUUCUGCUCUCGGUCGAUUGAGGCGACUAUUUCUUUCAGCAAUGUGGUGGGCGCCGGCGCUUCACUUCAUUUGCGCGUCGCGCGCGCUCUGUCGGUAAAAAGCUAUAUCUGGGCAGAAAUAGAAGAGGGAAGGAUUGAAAGGGUGCAACAGGCGAUAGCUCGAAGAACGAUCUCUCCUUUCGAUGCUGAUGAAGACUGCAGUGUCAUAGAGCACGCCCUAGACAAACACCAAGUCGAUAUCGUUAUGAUGCUCAUAAGAGAGUCAAUGGCAAUUCUUCGAAACACCGAUCUUGCAAAAUACUUGGCGACAUGCGCCAGAGUUGCCUUAGAAGAUCAUUAUCCCGUUGAACACGAGGUAGCUAUGUUACGGAACGUAAUUGAACUCGACGAAGACAGCGAGGAUUAUUGGCCGAUCCACCAGGCAGUACGAGCUGGAGGUGCCGAUCUCGCUGAAGUUCUAGAGGAGCAUAGCUCUGAAGACAUCAACGCACUUGACAACUUCGGCCGAACACCAUUGCACUGGGCCGCAGGAUACGCAUACGAUAACUGCGUACGACUUUUACUUCGUCAUGGCGCAAAUCCAAAUAUUCUUGACCUAACUUCCAAGAGGACGCCGUUGAUGGACGCCGCAAUAAAUGGGUCUGUUGGUUCUGUCAAGGCUCUGAUUGCCGGAGGAUGUGAUGUCAACAUCGCCCGAGCGGAUGGCGAGGCUGCUCUUAACUAUGCGAUAAUGUCGUACGUUCAGGGCUCGGCGGAAAUUACGAGAAUUCUUCUGGAAAAUGGAGCUCGACUUACCAGUCCGGAUAUGGGAAAUUUAGUUCACAUACUCGCGCGCACUCUGACGGCAGCGGAGGUACAUGAAAAGUUCGACUUGAUCGUCGGUGCUGGGGCGGGGCUCGAAGAGAAGGACCCUGUUUACAAGUCUACGCCGUUGACGCGCGCACUGGCAUUCAACAACAUGGUUAUGCUCCGACUACUAUACGAUGCUGGUUGCAAGUUCGAAGAAGCUCCGAAUACACAUAACGACUUAUUCUGGCUAGCAAGCUUUAGUGAGGCUGAAGCCAUAGAAUUCUUCAAUGAAUCCGGGUUUACAAUAGACGUACGUGUACGUGAUAACGGAGGAGAUACAGCAUUGGACGUAAUGGAAUGGAGGUUACAUACAAAUCCUUUAUGGUUACCCGGUUCGUUUCGACCGCCAAGUUAUAACGACUACCACGCUUUUAAAAAAUUACUCUGCGAUAUAAGAGAUCGCUAUCUGACCGCCGAGAUCGAGAACUUGGAAAUAGUUGUCGGCCACUUAAAGUCAGGUAACAGCACUCUAGCGCGAGAAGCCCUUAAACCCGUCAUCCAAGAAAAGAUCCACUGGGAUAUCCCAGCCGAGCGUAGAACGUUUCGGGCUAUCGAUGUUCAAAUUAAAGAAGAGAUGAUUGAGGCUGCUAUCGAGUCAAUUGAGGAAUUCAUCGAAGUAUCAGAGUCGCGGAUAAGAACUGACCCUUUCGUCGGUAAUUACUUCCGCAGCUGUGGUCUUCAGGACGAUGGUGUGGUUGUUGAAGAUAUUUGCUAUAGGCCGAGGGACUGUGAGGAGGGAGAAUGAUAGACCAGGCAAGAAGUCCUAGUUUGAGGGCGUAUUGACGUUUCCGAUACGGAAGCAACAUUUAUAUAGUUACGACUUCAGGAAUAAUGGAGAUAUUGAAGAAAUAGAGGGAACUAGGGAGGUUCAGCGCACAUAACUACUCGCAGCAUAUCUUGAACGGUCGUCUUGGAAAGGAAGUUAGAACGAUCUGGAAAUAGACCAUGGGAUAUACUCACACAUACCAAUGCUUCAAAUAUAUUUGAAACAGCCGGAUGCGCGAGAGUGAUAGAGCACUACAUACCUGGCUCUAUACGUGCGUACCUAGGUACAUAUGUAGAUACACGGCACACAAUGUCAGUUAAAUGCUAUAGUCAUAACUCGUGAUCAAUUUCCAUACCGCUAACUCACAGCAGUCUAGAUACAACACUUGACAGGAAUAGUAACAUUAAAAUGGUGCCAUUCAUUCAUCAUCUCCCCGAAAAAGAAACACAAUAAAAUUACCCCCUCUGCUCACUCACGACAUGGCUUAACAUGAUUUGAUCAUUGCAUUGUCUUCGUAACCCCGUGGCGUCAUUCAUGAUAUGAAAAAAUAAUAAAUAAAAAAGAAAU